UCACCCUUCUUUCUCGCCCUUCACCAGUUAUACCCGCCCAUUCUCCUCUUAUUUUCUCGUAGUUUCAGAUUUCACCAACCGCUUCGCACCGCACGAUGACAGCGUCGCAUUCGUCGCCUCAUGGCCCCCAUAAGAGCGUAGCUAGAAUAGCGCGACAGCUUGUACCCGGUACGAAUCGGCGUCACACUUCAUGUCGUAAGCUUUGUGCAAGUAGUAGAAGUGGGAGUGCAGGCGGCGCCAAUCCCCCCGCCAUCCUCCUCGCGUGCCUCUUCCUCGCCCUCUCCCAUGCGCGCGGCGCUGCCCCGCCGUCGCGCGGAGGGCGCGCGCACAGGGCGGAGCGCAGGCUCCAGGGGGAGGAGCACACCAUGUCACUGUACCGGGCGUGGGAGAGCGCGUACGGGCUGUCGUCCCCCGCCCUGCUGCCGCCGUCGCCUCUCGCGCUGCCCGCGCACGUGCCAGCGGCGCCGCACCUGGAGGAUUGCGCGGCGGGCGUGGCGCGCAGGGAGCGCGCGGAGGCGCGAGAGGCGGAGAAAGCAGCACCUUGGAGUGGCGCGGACGGGUGCGAGGCGCGACCCGCAUGGGUGCGGGGUCCUGACAGCAGCAGUGUGCCCAUGACUCGGCGCGCGCAGAGGGACAUCUGGCAGCACCAGUUCCCGCCCGGCCCCUGCCACUCGCAACACCUGCUGCUCGUCGACUGGCGCCGCCUGCGCUCCUCUCUCCCCCCACCUGCUGCUGCCGCUACACCGCUAGCUGCCUCCCCUAGUGCUCCCGCGCCUGCUCCCUCCGCCGGGGCAACAGGAGCAGCAGGGGCGGCAGCAGAAACGGGUGGUAGUGCCGGUGGCGGUGGUGAGGGUGGUGAUGCAUGGGAUGCGGGAGGGGGGGGCGAGGGGGCGUGGAAGGAGGUCACGGCGGGGCGGGUGCAGGGCAUGGCGGCGCUGCUGGGCGUGGCCAUGGCACACAACCGCGUGCUCGUGCCCAUGCCGGGCUCCUUCGCCCCGGCUGCCAACGCCACGGCAUGCGCAGCCAUGCGCCAGGACGCGGACUGGGCGUGUUUCUUCGCGCCCAUCACCUCUGCGGCAUGCUCCGCCUCAGCGGCUGCACGCGUGCCCGCCACAUGCCGGGGCGAGGGGGCGAGCAGCAGCAGUGGAGGCAACGGGGGCGGCGAGGACGUGGAGGGGGCGGCGAGAGGGGCGGAUGACGUGGUGUGCGUGGGGGAGGGUGUCGAUGCCGAUGCACUGCUGCAACACGUGGACGUCAGCCGAUGGGGCAGCCCUCACAAGGAGGGCGGGUAUUCACUGCUGGAGAAUGGUGCAGCGACUGCAGCAAGCGACACACAGCUCAAGGCCCACUGGUGGCGGGCGCAGGCAGUGCGUUUCCUGCUGCGGUGGCCGUCCCUGCACCUGUGCCACAUUGCCAACACUCAGCGCCAUGCGGCGUACGGAAUGCAUGCCGCCUCCCACCUCGCAUCCUUCACCGUCGACCAGGCCAACCUGCUGCGCUCCGUCUCUGCUAAAGCCACUGCUGCUGCUGCUGCCACCGCAGGGUCAGUGGACCCUGCACAGGGACACUUUAAUAUGAGUCACGAGGUGGAGGAGAUGCGGCUUGUGAUGGAAUACAACGGCCCAGAUUUGAGCAGUGAGGUGUGGCCAGCAGCAGAUCAGCACAUGCCACUGAGCAACAACUCUUGUGCGGUUGCUGCUGCUGCUGCUGCCGCUGCCGCUGCCGCUGCCGCUGCUGCUGCGGCUAACAAUACCACUGCCGCUGCUCCCUCUGCUGUGGAUUCGUCGUUGAAUGCAGUAGUGGGCGAAGCAGAGGAGAAGGAUUUGCUGCAGCUCGCAGCAGAGCCGUACAUGGUUCGACCAAUCACAGGCGUCCACAUGUCCAGCGCCUCGUUGGGCCUAUUGGACGGCAGCAGUGCAGGAGGAGGAGGAGGAGCAGCAGCAGCAGCAGCAUGGGUGGAGUGGGUGGCAGCAGCGAGUGGAGUGUUCAUGUUCCAUGUGAACCGAAUGAGACUCUACUCCCUUGACAUGCACCAUGUGUGGAUGGACACCGAUGCACAGCCCCUUCAAGACGCGGUUGUCAAAUUCACGGACUUCACAGUCAUGCACUCCCGAGAGCACCAGCAGUCUGCAGCACCCGGUGGUGGCGGACAAGGGGAGUUCAUAGCAGCUCACCACAUGGCCCAUCUCAUCAUGUCGACACAGUGUGACCGGUUUGUUGGCUCGCUCACAUCUCGUUGGACCCAGCUCAUACACGACCUCAGAUGCACCAAUAGCCGCGCAUAUGCACGGGACGUUGCCGUCUCUUUGGAUUGAUGUUUGGUGUGAAAGUGAGUGCUGGAAGGUGUCUCCUUUCGAUGUGAUAUGUGAUCUCCUUUUGUAUGAAAUUUUUUAUAUUUGCGCAACUUGAUCUCUAUGUAUUUGCAUGGGAAAAUACAUCGGCGCUCAGUAU
Molecule: messenger RNA, 2451 nt
Organism: Closterium sp. NIES-67
Lineage: Eukaryota; Viridiplantae; Streptophyta; Zygnematophyceae; Desmidiales; Closteriaceae
Source: the annotation of a GenBank genome assembly